This is a messenger RNA of Cataglyphis hispanica, 2290 nucleotides long. RefSeq names its product importin subunit alpha-1 (gene Pen). Gene Ontology annotation, molecular function: nuclear import signal receptor activity; protein binding. The transcript has 9 exons. NCBI's taxonomy places the organism in Eukaryota, Metazoa, Arthropoda, Insecta, Hymenoptera, Formicidae. Gene Ontology annotation, biological process: NLS-bearing protein import into nucleus. The record is from RefSeq and is a predicted model, not a curated record. Gene Ontology annotation, cellular component: nucleus; cytoplasm. Bases 216 to 1784 code for a protein of 522 amino acids.
AUCUCAUUCUUUUUUCAUCUCUGGCAGUAGCAACAGGCAACAGGUCGUGAGGUCGCGUGAAACGUGAAUGCUUAUUUUCAUAAGAAAGGACGAACGAAGAGGCAGUGAAAAUUAUAUGUGAAUUUGUUAUUGAAGUCGUACUUGAUUGCGGAGCCAACUGUAAAUUCAAAAUAAAUCGAAAUACACUCAACCAAUUUAUAUACAGCAAUAAAACGAUGCCUUCAGGAGAAAAAAAUAGCUAUGGACGCAUGGCAGAUUUUAAAUUUAGCAAUAGACAUGAAGAGGCUCGAAGGAGAAGAAAUGCAUUAUCAGUAGAACUACGUAAAGCCAAGAAAGAUGAUCAAUUAUUAAAGAGACGUAAUCUUGAUACUGAACAAGAUUUAUUAAAUUUAUGGAACAAAGUAGGUGAAAAUGUUUCGCCUACUCCUCUACUUUCUAUAGAUGAAAUUGUAGCUGGCAUAAACUCAUCAGAUGAAACGACACAAUUGAUAGCGACACAGACUUGUAGGAAGUUAUUAAGUCGAGAAAAAAAUCCUCCUAUUAACGAUAUAAUACAAGGUGGCAUAGUACCACGGUGCAUUGAGCUCUUGGAUUGCAAUCAUAACAUUCGCUUGCAGUUUGAAGCAGCAUGGGUAUUAACAAAUAUAGCUUCGGGUACAUCCGAACAAACACAAAAUGUUAUAGAACAUGGAGCUGUAUUAAAGUUGGUGAAACUACUCAAGUCCGUCUCGCCUUUUGUUAAAGAACAAGCAGUAUGGGCUUUGGGAAAUAUUGCUGGAGAUGGACCACAAGCGCGCGAUUUUAUUCUUAGACAUGAUGCUCUAUCUCUUCUACUUGAUUUAAUUAAACCUGAUAUCUCUGUGACAUUUAUGCGCAACAUUGUGUGGACUAUAUCUAAUUUAUGUCGAAAUAAAAAUCCACCUCCACCCUUUGAGCUGAUCAAACCUGCUCUCCCAGUACUUAAUCGUCUACUUAGUCAUACAGAUACAGAAGUACUUGCCGAUACUUGUUGGGCACUCUCUUACCUUACCGAUGGAUCAAAUGACAAAAUACAAGCGAUAUUAGAAACUGGCAUUAUAUCUAAACUUGUGGACUUGUUGAGAUCAAAGGAAGGAACCAUCCUUACUCCGGCAUUGCGUGCAGUUGGAAAUAUAGUGACAGGUGAUGAUAUUCAAACGGAUGCUGUAAUUUCGGCAGGAGGAUUACCGCAUCUCGGUGAUCUGUUACGGCAUCAUCGUGCUAACAUCGUGAAAGAAGCUGCUUGGGCGAUCAGUAAUAUUACAGCUGGUAAUACAGAACAGAUUCAACAAGUGAUAAAUGCUGGUUUGGUACCGCCAUUGAUAAAUGUUCUUGAGUUUGGAGAUUUUAAGGCACAAAAGGAGGCUGCAUGGGCUAUAACUAACUUGACAUCGGGUGGGACAAUCCAAAAUUUGGCUGAAUUAGUACAGGCGGGUGUAUUGCCACCUUUCUGUAAUUUACUGGAAACGAAAGAUUGGAAUAUUAUUAUUGUCGUCUUAGAUGGGUUAACUAAUAUCUUGCAUGCUGCACAAAAAAUGGGAGAAGUGGAAAGACUUGCUAUUAUGAUUGAAGAAAUUGGAGGAUUAGAUAAAAUAGAAGCUCUUCAACAUCAUCAGAAUGAGCAAGUUUAUCAAAAAUCUAUGGCUAUGAUUGAUACAUUUUUCUCUGAAAAGGAUGUUGAAGAAGUGACACUUACUUCUAAAGAGGAUAGUGAGGGACACUUUGUAUUUAAUGUAAACGCAUCAAUGGAUGAAUUUAAAUUUUGAACAUGUACAUCUUUGCAUCUGGAAAUGAAAUAUUGUUUUAGCGAUUCACGAAACGCGAAAAAGAAAGGAUUUGUGUUUUAAGCAGAUAAAUUGAUUAUUUAAUGAAUUAUAAAAAAUGAGCUUAAAUCCUCACACAUCAUUAUAAAAAAGAAAUUCUAACAACGUAUAAGUAAUUAUAAGAAUUUUAGAUACUUAAGUAUCGUACGUUUUAGACAUUUUUACACAUAAAUGAAAUCGUUGCCUAUUGUAUUAAUUUUGUAAAUUGGUAACUUCAGAGUUAUUGAUAUAAUUUCUAAAGCGAUAAAAGAAUGUUUUUUGUCAUAAGAAUAUAAUUUGAGAUUAGUUUUCUUUAUAUUAACUAUAAGAAAAAAAAAUCAUGUGGCUCUCAUCAUAUAUUUGUUUCUUCCUUCUUCAUAGGAGUAUAAAAAAUGAUCAUUGUAUGAUUAUAUGUUUUCUUUAUAAAUUCGGAUUAUUACUAGAUUAUUUUUUAUACGAUUACUAAUGGA